Messenger RNA from Fusarium oxysporum Fo47, 5316 nucleotides. RefSeq names its product WSC domain-containing protein. The record is from RefSeq and is a predicted model, not a curated record. The coding region runs from base 1 to 5316 and encodes 1771 amino acids. The transcript is spliced from 5 exons. Lineage: Eukaryota; Fungi; Ascomycota; Sordariomycetes; Hypocreales; Nectriaceae.
AUGAAGCUGCUACUCACACUCAUUCUAUCGGCCCUGGUUGGCCUAACAUGCGGACUCGCAUCUACAGAUACAAUCACCUGGGGAGGCGAUAACUCCCGAACAGGCUACCAGACUAACCAUAACAUGGAUCCCGCAAUCGUAGGAAGCCCUCAAUUUGACAUCGUCUUCAAAACACCACUCCCAGGAAAAUACGUUGGCGCCGCAGAACAGAUCUUCUCCCAACCACUAGUCUACACGCCUUCAGGUGGAACAACACAAUACGUUUAUCUCGCGACGACUCAGAAUAAUAUUUAUAAACUUGAUGCAAAGACUGGUGUCAUUCUUGCAUCGCGCAACAUUGGCAUUCCGUUCCUUACUGCUGAUUUGGACGGUUGUGUUGAUGUCAACCCUACUGUUGGCGUCACAGCGACUGGUGUUAUUGAUCCCGAUACCGAUACGUGGUAUAUCACGUCAAAGACGUAUGUUAACCAGAAUGCGGGCCAGGUUCCGCAGGGAAGACCGGCAGGGAGGUAUAAGAUCCAUGCUAUCAACGUGAAUGAUCUUUCGGAGCGACAGAACUUUCCUGUUGAUCUGGAGGGCACGAUUGCAAGGAAUAAUCCUGAGAGGAUGUUCACAGGCGGUAUUCACCACCAACGACCUGGACUACUCCACACAGGACAAUAUGUCUACGCUGGCUUCGCAUCGCAUUGUGUGCAGUAUAACUUCACCGGCUGGAUCAUGGGCUGGGACAAGACCACCGGACAAAUCGUCGAGCACUGGGCUUCUGAAGGUCUUGGAGUAAGCAGUAACAUCUCCGGAGCUGGAAUCUGGCAAUCUGGCGGUGGUCUGGCCUCCGACGACGCAGGGUCAAUGUUCUUCGCUACUGGAAACGGAUACGCUUCUCAACUCUCCACCAUUCCUGUUAAUGGCUUCACGCCCCCGACUGCGAUGGAACAAGCCGCUGUUCACAUGUCCAUCAACAGUGACGGUACUCUCUCAAUUGUGGAUUUCUUCAUGCCGUUUGAGAAGCAGGAACUUGAUGGUGCGGAUAAGGAUCUGGGAACCAGUCCGCUUGAGAUUCUGCCGAGCCAAUUCUCGUGCGGUGAUAUUAAGAGGAUGGGUAUUGUCACUGGCAAGUCUGGAAAGACUUAUUGGCUUAAUCUUGAUGAUCUUGGUGGUUAUCGCAAUGGUCCUAACUCGAAGGAUAGAGUCAUCCAGACGUUUCAGAAUGAGAAUUCUGUGUAUGCGGGCGCUGGUGUCUAUCCUCUCGAAGGAGGCUACAUUUACAUCAACGUGAUCCAAUACCCAACGCAUGUCUUCAAAUUUUCCUGUCUCAACAACACACCCUACUUCACAAAAGUCGCCGACUCCCCAACCAACAACGCCUACAUCCUCGGCGUAAGCCACGGCACAACAACAUCCCUCAAUAACCAAGAAGGCACAGGUCUCCUCUGGGUAUCCGAUGUCCAAAACACCAACUUCAAGAUCUACGACGCCGUUCCUCAGAACGGCUACCUCAACGUCAUUCGAAACUUCACCAUUGUGGGGAUUACCAAGUUUAGUAGACCUGUGUUCGGUGAUGGUAUGGCGUAUAUUGGCACGACGGUGGGAUACUUUUAUGGUCUUGGAUCGACGAAUAAGUUUCCGCUUAAUUGUACGAGUUCAAUCGAUUUCGGGACCGUGGACUUUCAGGGAAGUGGCGCGCAGCUUGUUAAUUGUACCGCGGUGUUUGAUCUGAGCGUUACGGGUGUUGCGCUUGCGGAUGGGACGAACUAUAACAUCAGUCAGACGCCGAGUCUGCCGUUGUCUAUGUCGGCGGGAGAUAAGUUCCAAUUCGCGGCACAGUUCGCCCCCAAGAGUGUUGGUAGAUUGGGUACUACCAUCAAUAUUCAGACUUCGGGCGUGUCGGAUGCGUCGUAUAGCAAAUCUGUCAAGGUCAGGCUCACGGGCGUUGGCAAGAGUUCGAAUGCUUUGUUGGAUGUCAGUCCCAAGUCUGUGGUGUUCACAGGUCUCGUCACCGGUACGCAAGCUGAAGCUCAGAGCGUUCUUAUCGGCAACGAUGGAUCCAGCGAUCUCCAGGUUUCUUCAGUUCUGUUUUCUAACACCUCCUCAUCCGGUCCAUUUACCACCUGGUCGGGCACAGGUAGUCUCACCGUCGGUAAGUUCACACUGACUGGUAUCCCAAGUAUAGUCCCUGGAGGAAACGACACUGCCAUCUCUGUCAAGCCAGAUACUUCUGUUACUGGUAACUACACGGCUUGGGUCAAGUUCGUCACCACCGGAGGCAAUGCUACGGUGUCUUUGUCUGCUGCCGCUGGCGAUCCUCCAACCGCUCUUCUCGAGUUCCAAACACCAGAUGGAAGCGGCUGGGUCAAGUACGAUCCCAGCAAUCCCUUCACAUUCGGGAACGUCACAGAAAAUACAUCUCGUUCUCUCAAAUUCCGUGUCUCCAACACUGCUGCUCCCGGUGGUGUCAAGCUCGGUCUCACAGUCUCAAAACCACCCUUCGGCGUUCCAGGCAUCAUCAAAUCAGCAAACCAGAUUGAUCUCGCUGAAGGAACACUCAUCGCUCCAGGUCAAAGCCAAACAGCAACGUUAACCUGCACCGUCCCCAAAAGUCAAUGGAACCUCCCAUCUUACAACGGCACCGCCCAGUGGACUAUCAACACCAACGAUCCAACCUGGUCUUUCGAGAAGCGCGCAGUACAAUUUUUCUGCAACGCCGUCUCCGAACAAGCAGCUCCUCUUCUACCCAACGGCCAAGGACGGUAUCAAUACGUCGGCUGCUUCAAGGAGAACAAUCCCGGUCGUCAGCUCUCCUACCAACUCUACGCCAAUAGCUCCAACACCAAUGAGAUGUGCAUCAACACUUGUGGGUCUGAAGGUCUAACAUUCUGCGGUACGCAAUACCGAAGUGAAUGCUGGGCAGGCAACAAGAUCCCGACUCAAAAAGUCGACGAUAAUAAUUGUAACUUCGACUGUGCGGGAAGUCUGAACCAGAUUUGCGGUGGAAACGGGAUUGAUGGUAGUGGAGCUUAUAUCAGUCUCUUCGCUGAUACGCUUCAGUGGGAUGGGUCGUAUGCGAGCGUUACUACUAGUAGUAGUGCCAGCGCUGCAACGCCCCAAGGACCGUCUGUCAACCCUGGUGUCGGUGGUUACACCAGCAUUGGGUGUUAUACUGAGGCUACCAAUGCUCGAGCACUUCCUAAUGGUAGGGGGAAUAAUCCCCCUACUGUUGCGAACUGUGUUCAGGCUUGUAGUAAUGAGAACUUCGUUUAUGCUGGUGUGGAAUAUGGUGGAGAGUGUUACUGCGGAAAUAGUUUCUCGGACGGAUCAGUGUCUGCUCCGAUUACUGAUUGCGGCAUGACUUGCAACGGCAACUCGAGCGAAUACUGUGGUGGCCCUAGCCGUCUUAACGUCUAUGAACUCAACGCGGUCUACAGUAGUUCAUUACCCACAUCAAUGGGGGCUUUGUCGUCAGCUAGUAGCGUGGGCUCCUCAGUAGCUGCCUCUUCAAGUGCUGCUCUCUCCGUGUCGGGCUCUGGUUCAGUUGCAUCGGCCAGCAUUGGAGCUGCGUCUAGUUCCUCAAGCGCCUCCCUCUCGUCGUCUUUGGCCUCAGCGAGUGGAAGCUCUUCUUCUAGUGGAGUAUCCAGCUCAACCUCGAACAGCGCUUCUAGUAGCACAAGCUCAGCCAGCAGUUCGAUCUCAGCUCCCGCCUCAAGCAGUAUAUCGACAAGCUCCACGAGCUCUUUCAGCACUUCGCUGAGCGUAUUUGGCAAUAUCGCCGGUGGCCUCAACAGCGCUUCUUCUUCUACCUCCAGCUCUUUACCAGCUUCCUCUUCCAGAAGCUUGGCUUCAACAAGCAGCGCCACAAGUCUCUCAAGCUCUGGAGGCUCAAGCAGCUCGGCUCUCAGCUCUUCCACGAGCGGCGCAGCAACGAGUGCUUCUUCGACUGCCAGUACCAGUACCACCAGCUCUGCUUCUCGGUCUACAGCCUCGACUACAAACACUGCCCCAACAACAUCGACCUCAUCUGCCUCUACUUCGUCGACGACAUCUUCUGGCACAAGCUCAAGUACUUCUUCGACAACAUGGACAACCUUCGCUACACUCUCUUCAACUAGCUCGCGUGCCUCCACCACAACAACCAGUACGACUUCAUCAAUCUCGAGUUCAGUGUCUGCGAGCGUGGCGUCGUCAAGCACGUUGCCUUCAAGCGUUUUAAGCGCCCCAAGCGCCCCUUCUCUUAGUGCGCUAUCAUCAGUGACAACGUCUUCCAUCGUCAGUCGCCCCUCAUCGGCUACGACAUCGUCGGGUGUCUCGAUUGUCUCGUCAAUAAGCUCUCUGGUUGCGGGAGGUGGAGCUGGUGUUUCAUCCAUAUCCAGCGUCGCGUCUGCUGUCGCGACAUCUCGUUCAACUUCCGUUGCAUCUUCAUCAACGACGUCUUCGACUACAAGCUCGUCCAUCUCAACUACAUGGUCCACCUCUAGCACGACAUCACGGGCCAGCUCCACGACUACGACUAGCUCUAGCACUUCAACCACCAGCAGUUCCACAUCCUCAAGGGCCUCCUCAACCACUACAAGUACUACGAGCACCACCUCAACAACAAUCAAGCCAACAGCUACAGGCCCUUCAAUCUCCGACACAGUGGGAACGUGGGCUUUCCAAGGCUGCUGGACAGAAGGCUUCCUCAUCCGCGCCCUCAACUCCAAGGCCACCGCCAGCGAUGACAUGACCCUCGAAAGCUGCGCCAGCUUCUGCAGCGGCUUCACUUACUUCGGUACUGAGAACAGUAGAGAGUGUUACUGUGGCAAUCAGCUCAAUUUCGGAAGUAUUCAGGCUCCCAAUCAAAAGGACUGCUCUGCUACCUGCGCAGGAGACAAGACAGACUAUUGUGGUGGCACGCUUCGCUUACAGCUUUACAAAGCUGGUGCUAAGACUACAACUACACCAUCUGUGGACCAGGGGAACAAGAACUUCACGAGCUACUCAUGUGUUUCGGAGCCUUUCCUUGGUCGUUUACUUCCUCAACUUGUCAUGAGCGACGGCAAUUCCAUGACAAUCGAUACGUGUCUCGAGAAGUGUUGGAUGUACAAAUACGCAGGUGUCGAGAACGGUCGCGAAUGUUGGUGCGGCAACAACAUCAAUUGGCAGGGUCUUCUACCUAACUUUGGUCAGGGCAAGAAUGUCUCUAUGACGGACUGCAACAUUGGCUGUCCUGGAAACAAUCUUGCGUACUGUGGUGGUUUGGCGAGGAUGAAUCUGUAUAUUAACAAGUCCUCGGCUUUGGCAUUUUUGAAGAAGCAUAAGAGACGGCAUGCGAAAGGACUCUGA